AUGGACGUUUCGAAUUUGGGAUACGUAGACAUAGUGUGUGGGCUCCGCAAUCUGAUAUCCUCGGGGUCAGACUUUCAAGAUGUUCGCUACAGACAGCUGAUGCACGCCCUGAACAACUACAGGACCAGACGAGGUGAGAAUCUACAGGAAUGGGUAGAGCUGGACGGGAAUGGCCAGAAUCCGUUCAACAGGCAGCAGUACGAGUGUCUAUUGACCCAGAUUGAUAUUUAUGUAAACUAUCUGGCAAAGGGGCUAAAAGUACCGCCAGACUUACUCUCUAGGUCCUCCAAUAUUCAGACAUCUGAGGAUGGACACAUUGGCGCAGAUUCUGGAAUCUACGCCAGCGAUGGGAUAAAGAAUGGAUCGAAUUAUGCGAUACGGCAGGAGCCGUGCAGAAACUACAACUCGGUGUUUUCAGACUCCACCUAUGAUGCAUCUUAUAAUAUGGAGGCUGUGCUGAUUGAUGUUAAUGGGACAUUUAAUUAUAAACCGGAGGAAUUUGGACCUGGCAUGCCAAACAGAGUGGCUGUAAAGUCGGAGGGAAUGAGUCAAAAGGAUGAUAGAGUGGAGAAAGAUUCCACCGGAAUUUCUGAAAUUCUCACAAUAGCCGAUACACUACAUCGAUCCAGCGAUUUUUGGGGUCCCGGGUGCUUUUGGUUGGAUUACAAGGACAAUCUGGAUCAAAAUAAGUUGACAUUCAUCCUUACCGCGGUAACCAAUCUAAAGAGCAUGUUGGAAUAUGUAAUGCAUGUGAAUACAAAAGAGUCUGUUAAAAAUUUGGAGAAUUUAGCCAGGGAAUCUGGGCUCUAUGAUUAUAUUUUUUCACGUGACUCGGAUGAGAAUUUGUGUAAAGUUGAGGUGAAUGAGGAAAGUAGUCAAAAGGUGGAUACUACUCAGGGAGAAACAUAUGGGUCGCAAGGUAAUAAGGAAUCGUAUUCAUCAUUUAACCAGGUCCCUGUGCAAAAUGUCUCCCAAAAAGAUCCAUCGUAUGAUAUUUCGAGUCCUCCAUUACAAACAGUUCAUCAAAAUCAGGGGUCAGAUGCGUCACCAGAGGACGAAAUUCCAUUUUCUCAUUUACAAAACGCAUACAUUUCGUUGGUGCGAUUGGAAAAUAUGAUAAAUCUGCUGGUUUUACAAAGGAGCUUAAAGUCUAUGAUUUCCCUAACCAGAGUCCUGGAUUACUCUCCAAACUUUAAGCAUCCGGAAAGAUCAUUCAGGAAGGAUCUUCCAGAUUAUAUCAGACACUUUACAACUCUACACAAGGAGAAUCGCAAGGUUUCCAGGAAAAAUGCAAUAUCUGCAGUUAGAGCAAUAGAAGUGGCCAUCAAACGUAUUGAAAUGCAAGAAAGUGCCAAACAAAAACAGAGACUCGAAGCUUUGAGGGCUCAUAAUGAAGAAGAUUAUCUCAGACUCCUUAAGGAAAGUAAGGAGAGCAAGUUUUUGCAGAUUAUAAAACAAACUGAAGUGUACAUGGACUAUAUGUCCCACCUUCUUGUUAGAGCCAGACAGGUUUCAGACUAUGCACGAGUAUGUGCAACUCAAAAUGAGACUGCUCGGCCUUCCGUAGAAGGUUCAGAUUCUACUCUUCAGACUGAUACUAGUACUCCCCAAGACACGAGUGUACAGUCCAUCAUGGACGCCAAGACGCGUUAUUAUACGGUUGCAAACUGUGUAAAGGAGGAUAUAAAACAGGAUAUCCCCUCACUAAAUGGCAAGCUACGGAAAUACCAAAUGGAUGGUCUUAAUUGGCUUGUAUCGCUCUAUAAUAAUAAGUUGAAUGGGAUUUUCGCGGAUGAAAUGGGAUUGGGAAAAACUAUCCAGACUAUCGCAUUAUUAGCAUAUUUGAAGGAUCACAAGGGUAUAAGUGGAGUACAUAUGGUUCUUGCGCCCCUUUCCACUCUUCAUGGAAAUUGGAAGAAUGAACUGGAAAACUGGUUUCCAAGUUGCAAGAUUUGCAUAUAUGAAGGAACAAAGGAAUAUAGAAAGAGCAUGAGAAAUCGUUGGUAUGAAAAUGGAUCUUGUAGACCAAAUUUUGAUGUUUUACUAACAACUGAUUCUUUUAUUUUGCGUGAUAAAACAUACCUGAGAAAAAUUUGUUGGGAAUAUCUUAUUGUGGAUGAAGCCCAUAGGCUCAAGAAUCCAAACAGCAAACUCGUAAAAGUUUUAAACCAGGGAUUUGUCGUGAAUCGCAGAUUGGCUCUAACUGGAACUCCAUUACAAAAUGACCUGCAUGAAUUAUGGGCUCUCUUGAACUUUUUAAUGCCAGAGCUUUUUGCUUCUUCAAAAAAUUUCGACGAAUGGUUCAACGUCCCCUUGGGAUCGAUUGUGCGUACAAAGGAUACGGACACUCAACAAGCUGCACUUUCGGAAGAGGAGCAGCUCCUCAUCAUUGAUAGGAUACACAAAAUUCUUAAACCAUUUUUAUUGCGUCGCGAAAAGUAUGAGGUGGCAGAUGAGGUUCCUCUAAAUUUUGAGUAUGUUGUAUGCUGUCCAAUGAGUGGAAUUCAAACACGUUUGUAUGAAUUCUUGUCUUCCAGAGAAACUACACAUAAUAAAAUGAUUCAAUUGAGAAAGGUUAUAAAUCACCCCUAUCUGUAUUGUCCUGGAAAUUUCCCAUGUAAUGAUAAUAUAAUUAUGAGUUGUGGAAAAUUUGCAAUGCUUGAUAUAAUUUUGGCUCGUUUGUUCCAAGUUGGACAUAGAGUACUUAUUUUUAGUCAAAUGACGUCGUUGCUAGAUAUUUUAGAGGUUUAUUUGCGGUACAGAAAUUAUCAGUAUCUUCGUCUCGAUGGAUCCCUAAACAGUGAUCAACGUGUUGAUCGUCUCAAAAAGUUUAAUGAGGAAAACAGUCCCUACUUUGUCUUUAUUCUCUCGACAAAGGCGGGUGCACUUGGGCUCAACUUACAAACGGCUGAUACUGUCAUUAUUUACGACAGUGAUUGGAAUCCACAGGUUGAUAUUCAGGCAAAAUCAAGAGUGCAUAGAAUUGGACAAAAAUCGCAGGUUAUUACCAUAAGAUUUGUAACUCCAAAUACAAUUGAGGAGAAUAUACUUAAAAGUACAAGCGUGAAAUUAAGCCAGGAUGCACUGGCGAUAAAGUCUGGAGAGUAUCAUGGUGUACAGGUAGAAGAUGGAAGUAAGCAGGAGGAGGUUAUUAAAAUCCUUAGACGCAAUAAUGAAUGCGAUGGAUCCUAUGGAGUACGCACUAUUGAACGUAUAGAUGAAAUAUUGGCAAGGAAUGAUGAAGAUAAAAAGAGCUUUUACUUUACGGCCUUUAAAACAUUUAUGAUGAACCCGUUUGGAGUCAUACAAGAAAAGGUUAUACCGCCAUUCUUGUAUCAGUCUAUUGCAAAUUCUAAAAAGAUUUUCCUAACUGAUUCUGAUCGUAUUUUGCUUUCUGUAGAGGAAGAUACUUGGAAUUCUAUACUUUUGGACUAUGAUAUUUAUGCCGUAGAGCCGACUGACGAAUGUAUGAACAAGUUUGCAAAUUUGUUGGAAAGCUGUAAUUCUAGGGAUUAUUCAGAAGCAUUUUUAUAUAGUAUGAAUGUUUUAAAUAAUACCAUGAAAAGGAUAAAGUAUGGCAAUCUAUACAAGAGGGAGAAUGCGCAAUAUUUAGAAAGAGGAAAGAGGCUAAAGAUUGGAAAUGUCCAUGACAUAAACAUGAGUAUAAAUGAAGAUGAAAAGAGGAAACGAAGUGUGGAUGAAUCAUCAGAUGAUAUUCUCACCUCAGGGGUAGCAUCUUUUCCCUCUGAUGAGUGUGAUGCUUCUCUAAUGAAGAGCGAUUAUGCUCCUUCCACCUCCGAACCUGAACAAUGUGAUGAGUAUGUAGGAGAGAGCAAUGAGGGGUGGUCAAGAGAGAGUGAAGAAGAGGAGGACGAAGUGGUUAGAAGCAAAUCGUCAUCUAUUGAAUCCAUUGAAAAUGACUCUGUGGGAAACUCUGACGCUCCACAAGGUUCUCAUUCUUCAGGGCUUGCAAAUGAUGAGGAGGAAGAUGAUGACGAGGUACCAGAGAAGUGUUCUCUCUCUUUACAACGAGUGCCUAGUUCAAGUCAAACUCUCAUGCACACACACUCAUUUGAUGAAGGGAUUUCUGACCAUUCAUCUGGAAUAAACAAACAGAUUUGUAGCAUAACAUCAUUGGACUUGUCAUAUCCCCAAGAGCGCAUACGUAAUCUCAAUUACUUUAUGCGCUAUUUAAACGAUAGGCCGAUGGAUAAAAUUAAAAGUGAUAAACUCAAUGCACUGCACAUUGUUCUGAAGGAUGUUCUAACAAGCACAAUGAAUGAUGCAAGAUUUAUAGACUUUGUCAACCUACCAGACAAGUCAAUUUAUGUAGAUUACUAUGACAGAGUUUCAAAUCCAAUAUCACUUUCCUGCAUUUUAAAUUCUCUUGGUUCCAUAGAAUCGCUUUAUACAUUUAAAAAACAAAUGGAACUCGUGUUGAGCAAUUGUAUGACGUACAAUGGAGCUGAAUCCGCAAUUUUCCGCAGGUCAAUUGAACUUUAUGCACACAUUAACGCACAUGUUCAUGAAAAAUUGGCCAUGGAAUAUAUAAGAGUCUACAAUCCAAACAGGGCAAAAGAAUUUGAACAGGUUGUUUGUGAUAAGGAAUUUCCAAGCAACUGGAAAAUUAAUCCACUAUUUAAAUGA
Molecule: messenger RNA, 4647 nt
Organism: Theileria equi strain WA
Lineage: Eukaryota; Apicomplexa; Aconoidasida; Piroplasmida; Theileriidae
Product: helicase family member protein
Exons: 1
Coding region: 1-4647 (1548 amino acids)
Biological process (GO): positive regulation of transcription by RNA polymerase II
Cellular component (GO): nucleus
Molecular function (GO): ATP binding; protein binding; DNA binding
Source: RefSeq, a predicted model, not a curated record